Molecule: messenger RNA, 10136 nt
Organism: Leptidea sinapis
Lineage: Eukaryota; Metazoa; Arthropoda; Insecta; Lepidoptera; Pieridae
Gene: CycT
Product: cyclin-T-like
Exons: 9
Coding region: 202-2451 (749 amino acids)
Biological process (GO): positive regulation of DNA-templated transcription, elongation; regulation of transcription by RNA polymerase II
Cellular component (GO): nucleus; cyclin/CDK positive transcription elongation factor complex
Molecular function (GO): cyclin-dependent protein serine/threonine kinase activator activity
Source: RefSeq, a predicted model, not a curated record
UAUCACUAAUAUUUCAAAGUAUAUUUACACAAGUAUAUUUACAGUUAAAAUAAUGCAUAAUUACUUAUAAAUCACUCAAAUGAUAACGUGCUACUCAUCCGAUCGCCGCUAUUGUAGCGCUAUCCUUUUCCCACUUAAGCACAUAGACGGAGAACAACUCUGUCGUGCAUUUUCGUGGGCAGUCAUUGAAACAUCCGUUCAAUGGCUGGAGCGCAAGAGAAAUGGUAUUUUACAAAAGAUCAACUACAGAAUUCACCAAGCAGAAAAUGCGGUUUAGAUGCAGAUAAAGAGUUAGCAUAUCGGCAGCAGGCCGCUAAUCUAAUCCAGGAUAUGGGCCAACGGCUUCAAGUUUCACAGUUAUGUAUCAACACAGCCAUAGUGUACAUGCACAGGUUCUAUGCGUUCCACUCCUUCACACAGUUCCACAGGAACGCGAUAGCAGCUGCUGCUCUAUUCCUCGCCGCAAAGGUGGAAGAGCAACCAAGGAAAUUAGAAUAUGUUAUAAAAGUUGCCCACGUAUGCCUCCACAGAGGUGAGGGUGUGAACGCACUCACUUCGGAACAGUAUCAAGAACAGGCUCAAGAUUUAGUAUUCAACGAGAAUGUUCUACUACAAACUUUAGGGUUCGAUGUGGCAAUCGAUCACCCGCACACACAUGUCGUACGAACAUGUCACCUUGUAAAAGCGCCCAAGGACCUAGCCCAGACGUCGUAUUUCAUGGCAUCCAAUAGUUUGCACCUGACAACGAUGUGUCUGCAGUACAGGCCGACCGUUGUGGCGUGUUUUUGUAUACAUUUGGCCUCUAAAUGGAGCAAUUGGCAGAUACCGCAGUCGCACGAAGGCCGCCACUGGUUCUCGUACGUAGACCGGACAGUCACCACCGACCUGCUUGAGAAGCUGACCGCAGAGUUCCUACACAUCUUCGAUAAAUGUCCCUCAAGGCUGAAGAAGAAGAUGAUGACCAUGUCCAAUACCAGUGGCAGUUCUCCGAGCGCGCCGCAUCCGUCAAACGCGGGGGCGGUCAAUUCACCGUUCGACAGGAAGAAGGAGCACUCCCUGGCCAACAGCGAUGAGAUCGAGAAAUCAUUCGACAAAGAAUACGAACGGGAAAGACGCCGUCAACUACCACCAGGUGGCUAUGUGCCAGCUACCACCCAGCAAGCACCACCACAGAAAAUCGACUACAAUCUUUACAGAGAGAAACGUGAGAGAGAAGAGAGAGAGAGGCGGCAAGCCAUGCAGAGACCAAAUCCCAACCCCACCACCUCCCGACCCAAUCCGUCAUCAACCCACAACCACCAUAGACCAUCGAAUAGCCAGCACAAACCUCAUCAUAAUAAUUGGCCGCACAAACCACCCCAUCACAAACCUGUUGACAGGCAUCGAGUACCGGCACCACAAAGUGUGCCCGUCAAUCCCCCAAGCCAAGCCCAACAGAACCCCCCUAAUCAAAUCAAUCCUGCAAGUCAACCAAACCCACCCCAGGAAGUUCCCCAACGGACGAGGCCACCGUCCUUAUUUUCACCAGAAAAUGCAACACCGGCUGUUGCAGCGGCACAACCAAGAAGGCCACAACCGCCAAAACCAAAACCCGAAAGACCAAUCCCGCCUCCCACAGAAAGGCCGCAAAGUCCCAAAAAGAGGCCCGAUCCAGCUACAGCUGUCAGAGAAAUGCAGCCACCUGCUAUUCUCUCGCCUUUCUCAUCACCAAAAGAUCCCAAACCCAGACAACGGCUGCCUUCAAAUUCCGAACCCGAAUUAGUUCCUGUCAUGAAAAAAAUUGACGAAACCCCCGGUUACGAAAAUGUCGUUAGAGAUUCACAACGAGGUACCUCAAUAAAGGCCCGACCGCCCGAACCUAAAAAACCCGUACCCGAAACUAGGCCCUUGAAUGGCAUAGAAACAGACCCUACCUUAGUAUCUAAUUUAUUAAAAGAAAGCCUUGCCAAGCCGGCGCCAAUUACCGUAGCAACGGAAAAGAAGUCGCCAAUAGAAAUUAGGAAAGAACCCCAAAAUGAUCCGCCCCCUCUUCAACCCGAACCCCCGCCAAAUCCCCCCCAAACAGAAGACCCCCAUAAACACAAGAAAGAAAAGAAGAAAAAAGACAAACACAAACACAAGGACCGCGACAAAUCGAAGGACGAAAAGAAGAAACAUAAGAAAGAUAAAGACAAGAAGAAAGAUAGUCCAACCGAGACGGAUGGGCUCAAGAUAACUAUACCCAGGGAUAAGUUGUCCAGUCCAGGGUUGAAGAUAAAGAUACCGAAGGAUAGAUUGGCGGCGCCGCCCCCGCCGCCUCAGGGCUCCGGUCUCAAGAUCAAGAUAUCAAAGGAAGUCAUCGAAACGUCCCGGAAGAGGAUCAACUUGGAGAACGGGCCGCCUCCGAAGGUCCAGAGGCACGAAGCACCAAAGGUCGCCGAUACACUCGGGAACGGACAUCUGGGCAAGUGACGUCAGCGCGACAGAGAUAGCGCUACGUGUGUCGACGUUCCUCACCAACCAAUGGACCUCACUAGUGUAGUGUAACGGUUUUUAUUUUAAAUUUCGUACGCCAAGGCUACGGAACGCUUCGUUUCGUCUCGCCGUUCGCGCUUGGGCAUUUUUUGUCUCUACGGAUAAUUUCAUCACUGGCAUUUAUUUCGUGUUCGAUUUUUGUACAAAUUUAAAGUAGGUUCUCCUUUUGUUUUUAAUUUUUCAUUGUAUAAUACUUUUAUAAUACGUUUGUUUGAAUACCUCAUAGUUUGGAAGUGAUGAAUCUUGUCCGAAAUGUAAAUAUUAUUAUAACAUGAAAACAUUGAUUGUAUGACAAAUUAACAGUUGUAUAUAAAAAUUAAUUAAUCACACUUUAACAGCGGUGCGUUAAGUUCUUUUCUUUUUAAUAUUAUCGUGAGCUGGGGAGUAUAUGCCGUGAUGUGGCAACACUAGAUACAGAUGAUGUCACUCUAGUUUUAAUAAUUAUUUCUGUAUAAAACAAAAGACUAAUGUAGAAAUAUUAUAAUACAGUGUUAUAAUCAGUUCCUUCAUUGUUAACCCUGAACCUUUGAAGAAGUUUAAUUCUAUGUUCUACCGGUGUUGCCACCAUCACGCUUGGCUUUAAUCGACAAUAUUGUGUGGUUAAGGAUUCAUGCUGUAGCCAAAAUUUUUGGCUGAUGAAUUUAUAUAUUAAGUAGUCCAAUAUUAUGACUGAUUGAGAAGCAGGCCUGCUUUGCUACGAACACAUUGGGUCUUGCAAAUAAUAAUUUCAAACUGGGCUUAAGCCAAGUUAAGCUUUGUCACACUCCUAGAAAGUUGACUUGGCAAUAAAAAAAAAUGUAAAAAAUGGAUUAGCUUAAACCUAGUUUUAAUUCUUUAUUUGUAUGGAAGUGAGUGUGACGUUAGUGAUAUAGUGAAAUUCUAAAAUAGUAUUAAGUUCCGUUUACGAGCAAUAAGUACUACACAAUGUUCCUCGACUUAUUAUUAUACAUUGAUUAAUAAGAAUAUUAGUUAGAAGUUAGCUUAACGAAUUGGAGACUUGACGAAUUGAAUUGUGUUAUUUUUUUUAAGCUACCCGCUCUUAUGUUUAUUCUGAGGGUAGAUGUUAAAUACGUAAUGACUUUUUUAUAUUCCAUUGUGUAGUCAAACAAUAUAAUUUGACAUAGGUGUUUUAAAUUUCUAAACCAAGGAAUACUCGCCUCGUCAAUUUAAUAUUGUGUAGUUUUAACAGGAGGUCACCAUUGGACGUACCUCUAAUUAUGAGCAAAUGGAUAAAAGUUUUUUAUGUACAAAAAAAAAUAGAAAAGAAGACGACAGUGGUUAUCCGACAAAAGCUUUAAAAACAAAUUUGAACAUAUUUUUUCAAACUAACAAUUAUUCGAUAAUUAUUAAACACAAUUUGAUGUGUUUGAAAUUCGCCACAGUUUUUGUUAUUUUUUUAUAAGAUACAAACACUAGAUCAACUUUACUGUGAAGGGACAUCAUGUUCCUUUCUCCCACCAACUACAUACAAUAAAUAUCUGUAUACAGGUUGUAUAAAUAUGUUUCUUUUAUUUUAUUUCCUUUCGGUUUGCGGGUAGUUUAAUAUUAUUUUGAUCCUCAAAUUGCUUAUAAAUACAAGGAAUAUAUAACAAUAGUUACCUUUCGAUUCAGCUGUAUAUUUGUUGCACUUUUAAUAAUGAGAGUUUUAAGAAGUGAUUAUUAUAAUAAGUACUUAAUUAAUUCUAGUCGUAAUUAUUUCAUGAUUGCCACAGAUUGCCUUCAAAGUAGUAUAUAUAUACAAAACGAAUUCUAUAUUAUUGCUCAAAACAUUUAUCAUUAAUUAAGCUUUCUUUCACAUACAAAUAUACUCAUAGAAAAAUCAGUGAAUGUAAAAUAUCAAACAGGACACAUUAAAAAAUAUCUCGCAUAUAAAUAGUUAUUGUACAAGCGUAUUCAGACAGAAAGGUGGGAAUGAGUCAAAUACGUUAAUAUCCCAGGAGAUGUCGCUGCUGGAUUUAUAUCUUCCAAGUGAGAAUUAAAUAAAGUAUUAUUUGGAACAAUUUGUCAAAACUAAUCCGUACAAGUUAAAACGAUGAUAGCUGCAAAAGUAAAAUCUGCACCGCAGCUAACAGCGACCUACUCCGGAUUCUAAAACGAAUCUUGUUCCAUGCACAAAGAUCUAAAUAGAUUAUACAGAGAAAUGUGAAAUGCUGGCUAAAUAUUCCAAUAAACCAUCCUUCAAUCCAUCAACAAGCCUGGUUAAAAAAAAUUGGCAGUUGUAAAGACUUAUCGAUAGAAGUGAAAUCUUAGAACUAUCAGGCAGUAUCAAAAUGAUCUGACAGAUCUACGAGGAUAUUUUGUGUAUCAAGACUGCGCGUUGUAUGCGUUUGUGCAUAUUAAUUCUAUCGGUUUUAUUAUCACAUGAAAAAGUGCGUCACGAAUAGUCUGUCGUCUGCAAUAAACCUUAAUACAAGAUGGCCGAUGCCGCAAAAUGGCGGACUAUUUUGUCACUACCCUCUCAAAUCUCAAUCAUAUUGGCAUCGAAUAGAUAGGGUUUGAUUAGUAGAAUACAGUACAUAUCGUAUGAAUUAAAAAAUAAAAUAGACAACGGUCUAAUUGAAAAAUGUAACGUAAUAUUAUUGACUGUUCAUUGAAAUUUCACGCGCCCUAGAUUGAUGAGAGCGCCAUUUAAAUUUUAAAUGCGCCCGAACAAUACUAGUUUGAGUUCUAAUUUUGAAAUAUGUCAUUGAAUCAGUAGGCAUGUUUCAUCGCUGGCUGGUUCUCAUAUAAUACAAUAAAUGAAGAUUUAAAAAAACUUUUAAUUAUACGUUUAUUUCUGUAAAGUAUCCUCGGUUUAAAUAUUAUGUUAAGUACUUAGAUUUGUAACAGAUGUUAUUUACUUAAUAAAAGUAAACUUAUAAACAUACGUUCGGUGUCAAUGCCGUAGAUAUUUGGUAGUAUUAAUUCACUGAUCAAAAAUAUAAACGUUAUUUAAAAAUAUACAUACUUAUAAGACUGAUCAUAUUUUGAAAGAAUAGCUCAAAUGACAAGAAACUUUUAAAAAAAAUCACAAUUAUAAAAUGACAGAAAUUUCAGUAAAGAUUAAACCAGUAAACACACCGUAUUGGUAAAAUAUUUAAGGCCAAUUAAUUUAAUCCAACAUUUUAGACAAAAGCCACAGUUAGGUAUCCGUAGCCCAAAAUUAAUUUGGUAAUGUUAAAAUCUCACUGUAUUCUGUACUGAUUAGUGAUUACGAGAUUAUUUGGGAUGUAAGUGUUGCAGAUAUUGCCAUGCCAUAAACUACGUAAAAUAUUAACGAAAAUAAGGCAAUAGCUUACAAUAUAGUAGCUUAGAAUAGCAGUUGUAAUUUUUUGAUUUUUGACUACUUUCAAUAUAUUCCAAACUCAUCAAUACAAACAGAAUAAAAAUUUGGUAUAUUGUAAGCAUAAAUAUAUAUCAAGUUUAUUUAAUAUAAAGUAACAGUUCUUAUGACUAAUUAAGUUAAGGUAUAAAUAAAAAAAUGAUAUAAAAAGAAUUGUAGUAUUAAGAUUUGUGAACAAAUACUUAAGUUAAUGUGUAAAUAGUUUAUUAGUAUCUGUCACAUACGAUAGAAUGUCGAUUAUAUGCCUUAAUCUGCUAUUCGAUUUCGAACCAUAUCGUACUCAUAAAGUAAAAUUAAACCAUUUUUAAGUAGACAGUAUUUAAAAUAAUGUUUUCGUAGUUUUAAAACAAUCGCCAGAUUGCUUCCUUCAAGUUACAAAAAUUAUAAAUAUUAUGUAAGUAUAUUAAAUUGUAUCUUUAUAGAAAGCAGACAUUUAUUACUAAUAUACUAUAUACAGGUGCAUUUUCAAUGUGUGAUCAAUUUAUUUAUUGAAUUGUAAAAAUACAAGCGCUUGCUUAUAGGUAAAUAGGUACACUUGCGCAGUGACAUUAAGUGAAUAUAACAUUAGCUUCAUUUAUAAGGCUUCUCAGAUUCUAAAAUUAUAUUUCUGUCGCGCAAGACAAAAAUCACUGAUUAGAUCAUUAGAACAAAGCUCCGACUAAAAAUUAUAAGUAAAACACAGUUUUUUGACAAAAAUCACCGUUUAAAGUGUUGCCAUCUAAGUUUUGGGAAACUGAAUGGAAAGGAAUUAUUCUGUUGCCGGAUUAUCAUACUACGUUUCUGUUUCUCAUAUAUAUUAUUAAGCCGGCUUAAGCACUGUUUGAAGUACUCUAGCACUUACGAAAAUAGCAAAACAGAGACUAGAGAGAUACAUAACAAUGAUAUUGAGAUCUAAUUUUAAAAUAAUAUUGAUCUAGGGUUAAAAAUUAAUGAGAAAAAAGUUACACAAAUAAAAUAUGAAAAAAAUAUUUUUAUGAGCGUUGCGGGACGCGAACCCGAGACCUCUCGCGUUGCCUGCGAGCGCACUUCCGUUCGAGUGACGUAUCGUUGAUAAAAUCUUGUAUGCUUUGUUCAACUCUCAGGUUGUGGCUUCAUCUACAGUAAGUAUCUACUUUACAGUUGAUAACCUGCUCAACCCAAUAUUUGUAACUUGACUUGAGAUGUCGCUCUUGCAAAUCUAAACAAUUUUUUAUGUUUUUAAAGUGAUAACCCUCACUUGUGGGAUUAAUUUCCCAAAAAUUUUUAUGAACGAUACGGGACUGUCAGGCCAAAUAUCCAUGUAAUUAUGACGAAGGACGGCUUAAGAAAGUUAACGAACUAGGAAAAGUGAAAAAGUAUGUGUGGCAAGGCUUCACACGCUGCACGCGUCGGUCACUACUCGUCGGUGCUGUGUGACGUCAUCAGAAUGGACCUAAUGACUAUGAUGGCGGCGUGUUCCUGUUUCAACAUUUCUGUUCGAAAUUGAAAUAAAUAUUAAAAAAUCUUUUUGAUGCAUUUGGGUACUUCGACCACAUAAACUGUUAUCAAUAUUCACGUAAAUAAAUACCAUUUUUUCCACUGAAUUAACAAAUUCAUAACUCUAGAAGUAAAUAGAUUAAUUUAACUUUAAGAAUGUGAGGAGAAUGACCGAAAUAUUAAUAGAAUUAAGUUUUGAUACUAUGUGGUCGUCUGUUUAGUCUUAGUGACCUUUAUUGACUUGUAGCGAAGCGGGCCUGUAGCUAUAGCUUUCAACGGAUAACACCAUAAUAUUAUAUAUAUAUAUAUACUUCUAAUAUAGCGUUAUGUAUGCCUCGCUAUGUUCACAGAGAAAUCAAUUCAUGCAGGGCAAAAAUAUUUUCGUAAUCGGAUGUUUUAACUAUAUUGUAUCGUCUUUAUAUAAGCACGUUAUAAUGGCCAUUUUCAAAUGUUAUAAUACAUAGUAUAAUAAAUAACUUUACAAUAUUAUCACAAAUUAAUAUAAGUAGGUAGAAGUAGUGAAAUAAAACAUAUAUUUACUCAACAGAAAAAAUGUAUCCGAAUAUUAGAAAAUAUUCAGUAGAUGGAUUCAUGUAGACCAUAUUUUAUUAAACACAAAAUUUUAACUUACUUCAAUUUACAUCCUAGAAGCAUGUAAAUUUGUUAAAAAACAUUCGGACUUAUGCUCAUCACUACCAAAUAACAAGCGAAAUAAUAGAACUGUAAACAUUAAAAAUUCCCCAAACAAGUAUGUCAUUAGUGUCAUCGAGCCCUCACCACAUGGCAAUAAAAAUUUAUAAUCACAUCCUAAACGAUAUUAAAAAUAAAGAGAAGCCUUCCCUAUUUAAAAGACAUCUUAAAAUUUUCUUAGUUUCUAAAUGCUUCUACGAUUUACCUGAAUUUUUUAAUUACACUAAGUGUGAGAAUUAGUUAUAAUAUGGUCUGUAUUAUUAAUAUCAUAAGAAUGUAUUAGACUUAUUUAUUUUACGUAUAACAUUGCUGUGCCCUUGCAGGGCGUCACAUAUUGUCUACCCAUUAAUAUACCUACCACCCUACUUUAAAAUGUGACAUGCAAUAAAAUAUUUUGAUUUGAUUUGAAGUUCGCGAUGGUAUGACAUCAAGUUAAAAUUUUUUUUUUUUUUUUUUAAAUACGUAGGUAGUAGUUAAGGUUGGGUUGAUUUCAUUGGGUAAUUUGAUAUACCUACAUUAUACAAUAAUUGCCGUUCAUUGUUCAUUGCAAAUGGUAAGGGCACUAAUAAUUUCUUGUGGUGUUUUUCUGUAUCCCUGAAAUGCUUAAGGGAAACGCAAGAAGUCUAUCCAACAUGAGUACACCUAUAUAAGGGCUUAUUGCAGUCCAGGGACACGUGGAUAGAAAGAUCUUCUCAUUGUUUCCUUUUGUAAUUUAUAUCUCGCAGUUGCUGUGUGUGUAAGUCACAUUAAAUAAAUAAAAUAUUUUAUUGUCUCCUUUUUACCUACUGUGAAAAUUCCUACUACCUACACGUGAUUGCAAUCAGUUACGGAACAACGGUUACCCUUUAGUAAGGGCCCACAAACUAACAGUCCGACCCUAUUAUUCGAUAUAUUAGCAAAGUUGGUACAUUAGCAUAUCGAUAUUGAAAUAGUGCCAAUUUAUUUGCAAAAUUUAAGAAUAUACAAGCCAGUAUAAUGCGUUUGUUCCUUUAUUGCAAUAUUUAUUAUAGGUAUUGUGAACUGAAUGAUUAGUUGGAACUUAGCGAGGUUUACAUAAGCACUAGGUUUUGAAAUCGGCCCAGUUGUUUACUUGUGAUAACUAACUUACUCGAAUGUAUCAAGGUUGUAAUCUUACCUAUAUUGUUGAAUUCCCCUCGAAGGUACAUCAGUUGAUCGGCAUUUUGUACAUAUUAUUAUAGGCUUCAAUUAAUAUUAUCAUUGAUUUUUUUUAGUAAUAGAUUAAGAAUUUGUAGGUAAUUUUUUAUGACAAGGGACGUGACGGGUAGGACGUUCAGUUGAUGGUAGUUGAUACGCCCUGUCCAUUAUAAUGCAAUGCCGCUCAGGAUUCUUGAAAAACCCGAAAAUUCUGAGCAGCACUACAUUUGCGCUCGUCACCUUAAUACGGAAGCGAACGUGAAUAUGCGCUACUUUUAAAAAUAUUUUAUGUAUAUGUCGCAAACUACUAACCAAAUUGUCGCAAACUACUAACCAAAUUAACCAUUAUUUAAUUUAUUAUAGGAAUAAUUAUUACUUGAAAAUAUUUUGCAUUAAUAAAAAAAAUUAUAAAUUAUAAUAUAAAAUACUAACUAAAUUCACGGGAUGUCUCUCUUAUUUAUAUCUUUACCACACCCGCAUGGUGUUAAUGAGACAAUGAGUGUGCAAGCGACACUAUUUCUAAUAAAACCGCGAACAGUCGAUCGAAUGCAAUUGUCAUACACAUAACACAAAUCUACUUACCCGUUAUAGUAAGUUUCGUCGAUUAGAUAUAUUAAUUACAAAUACGCGGUCGCGUGGUAGGAAUAUGGUCUAUAUUUCUACCACGCGUUGGAACGGUACUUUUAAUUGGUGAUUUUUGAAGUGUAUGCCUAGACAUGACGUCACUAAAAUGGAGGCUAUGUCAACGCGUGAAGCUUAUAAUAGAUAAAUAACUAAAAGAAUCUUAGCGCAUAUUGUAAUAUUUCAAUAUGUGCGCAUGCCGUUUGAAUGAGGCUUUAUAAUGUAUACCCACCGUUCAGCUAAUGUACCAGAGGCAUGUGAAAUAUUCUGGAAAUACUUUAUUUUUGCUUAAAUUGUGGUCACGAUCGUAGUGCGUUGACCUGACGAUGUUGACCAAAAAUUUGUUCGAUAUAAAAAGCAAUAAAAAAUUUAAAACUGA